GUCUUGGGGCGCGGGCGAUUCGAGGCCGACGCAUCCGCGCGUGCGCGCGCCGGCUCUGUGUCCGCGUUAGAGGGGAGUGACGCGUGCGCGUUCACGUGCACCCGGAGAGCGUGUUGAAAUCUGGUUCCUAAGGAGGAAGAGGAAGGCAGUCCUGGAGUGGUUUCUUUAUAGUAAUUUCAACAGAAGAGUGAGAGAUGGAACCCGAAGAAGAAAGAAUUCGUUACAGCCAGAGAUUGCGUGGUACAAUGCGACGACGCUAUGAAGAUGAUGGCAUUUCAGAUGAUGAAAUUGAAGGUAAAAGAACUUUUGACUUGGAAGAGAAGCUCCAUACCAACAAAUAUAAUGCCAAUUUUGUUACAUUUAUGGAAGGCAAAGAUUUUAAUGUAGAGUAUAUCCAGCGGGGUGGCUUGAGAGACCCUCUGAUAUUCAAGAAUUCCGAUGGACUUGGAAUAAAGAUGCCAGAUCCAGACUUCACUGUGAAUGAUGUCAAAAUGUGUGUGGGGAGUCGUCGGAUGGUGGAUGUUAUGGAUGUGAAUACACAGAAAGGCAUUGAAAUGACCAUGGCUCAGUGGACACGCUACUAUGAGACUCCUGAGGAAGAGCGAGAAAAACUCUAUAAUGUCAUCAGCCUAGAAUUUAGCCACACCAGGCUGGAGAACAUGGUACAGAGGCCUUCAACGGUGGAUUUCAUUGACUGGGUAGACAACAUGUGGCCGAGACAUUUGAAGGAAAGUCAGACUGAAUCAACAAAUGCCAUCUUGGAAAUGCAGUACCCUAAAGUGCAGAAGUACUGUUUAAUGAGUGUCCGAGGCUGCUAUACUGACUUUCACGUGGACUUUGGUGGUACCUCUGUUUGGUAUCACAUCCACCAAGGGGGAAAGGUCUUCUGGCUCAUCCCCCCUACAGCCCACAACCUGGAGCUGUACGAGAAUUGGCUGCUGUCAGGGAAACAGGGAGACAUCUUUCUGGGUGACCGGGUGUCGGAUUGCCAACGCAUUGAGCUCAAGCAGGGCUAUACCUUCGUCAUUCCCUCAGGCUGGAUUCAUGCUGUAUAUACUCCUACAGACACAUUAGUAUUUGGAGGCAAUUUUUUGCAUAGCUUCAACAUCCCCAUGCAGUUAAAGAUAUACAACAUUGAAGAUCGGACACGGGUUCCAAAUAAGUUCCGCUAUCCAUUCUACUAUGAGAUGUGUUGGUAUGUGUUGGAGCGCUAUGUAUACUGUAUAACCAACCGUUCCCACCUGACUAAGGAAUUUCAGAAAGAAUCUCUCAGCAUGGAUUUGGAAUUAAAUGGAUUGGAGUCUGGAAAUGGGGAUGAGGAAGGAGUAGACCGAGAAUCCCGACGCUUGAGCAGUAGGCGUUCUGUGCUUACCAGCCCUGUAGCCAACGGGGUCAACCUGGAUUAUGAUGGCCUGGGCAAAACCUGUCGAAGUCUUCCAAGUCUGAAGAAAACUUUGUCUGGGGACUCUUCCUCUGAUUCUAGCCGGGGCUCCCAUAAUGGCCAAGUGUGGGACCCCCAGUGUAGCCCCCAAAAGGACAGGCAAGUGCAUCUGACCCAUUUUGAGCUUGAAGGCCUUCGCUGCCUUGUAGAUAAGUUGGAAUCUCUGCCACUGCACAAGAAGUGUGUCCCCACAGGAAUAGAAGAUGAAGAUGCCCUUAUUGCUGAUGUAAAGAUUUUGCUGGAGGAACUUGCCAGUAGUGAUCCCAAGUUAGCCCUCACUGGAGUCCCAAUAGUACAGUGGCCAAAAAGGGAUAAGCUUAAAUUCCCUGCCCGGCCAAAGGUGCGGGUUCCAACCAUCCCUAUCACAAAGCCUCACACUAUGAAGCCAGCUCCCCGGCUAACACCUGUGAGGCCUGCAGCUGCCUCCCCCAUUGUAUCAGGAGCCCGGCGGAGAAGAGUGCGCUGUCGGAAAUGCAAAGCCUGUGUGCAAGGAGAGUGUGGUGUUUGCCAUUACUGCAGGGACAUGAAGAAGUUUGGGGGACCUGGACGCAUGAAACAGUCCUGUGUCCUCCGACAGUGUUUGGCACCCAGACUGCCUCACUCAGUCACAUGUUCCCUCUGUGGAGAAGUAGAUCAGAAUGAAGAGACACAGGACUUUGAGAAGAAACUCAUGGAAUGCUGUAUCUGCAAUGAGAUUGUGCAUCCUGGCUGCCUCCAGAUGGAUGGAGAGGGUUUGCUUAAUGAGGAAUUGCCAAAUUGCUGGGAAUGUCCAAAGUGUUACCAGGAGGACAGCUCGGAGAAAGCCCAGAAGCGGAAAAUGGAAGAGAGUGAUGAAGAAGCUGUGCAAGCCAAAGUCCUGCGGCCCCUGCGGAGCUGCGAUGAGCCCCUUACACCCCCACCCCAUUCACCCACUUCCAUGCUACAGCUCAUCCACGACCCGGCUUCCCCCCGGGGUAUGGUGACUCGGUCAUCACCUGGGGCUGGCCCCAGCGACCACCACAGUGCCAGCCGUGAUGAACGCUUCAAACGGCGGCAGUUGCUGCGGCUGCAAGCCACAGAGCGCACCAUGGUACGGGAAAAGGAGAACAAUCCCAGCGGCAAAAAGGAGCUGUCUGAAGUUGAGAAAGCCAAGAUCCGGGGAUCGUACCUCACUGUCACGCUACAGAGGCCUACCAAAGAGCUCCACGGGACAUCCAUUGUACCCAAGCUGCAGGCCAUCACGGCCUCCUCUGCCAAUCUUCGCCAUUCCCCCCGUGUGCUAGUACAGCACUGUCCAGCCCGUACCCCCCAGCGUGGGGAUGAGGAGGGGCUGGGGGGAGAGGAGGAGGAAGAGGAGGAGGAGGAGGAGGAAGAUGACAGUGCAGAGGAGGGGGGUGCAGCCAGGCUGAAUGGCCGGGGCAGUUGGGCUCAGGAUGGAGACGAAAGCUGGAUGCAGCGGGAGGUCUGGAUGUCUGUCUUCCGCUACCUCAGCCGCAGAGAACUUUGUGAAUGUAUGCGAGUGUGCAAGACAUGGUAUAAAUGGUGCUGUGACAAGAGACUUUGGACAAAAAUUGAUUUGAGUAGGUGUAAGGCCAUUGUACCCCAGGCACUCAGUGGUAUCAUCAAGAGACAGCCAGUUAGUCUCGACCUCAGUUGGACCAACAUCUCCAAGAAGCAGCUCACAUGGCUGGUCAAUAGGCUGCCAGGACUAAAAGACCUCCUCCUAGCAGGCUGUUCCUGGUCUGCAGUCUCUGCCCUUAGCACCUCCAGCUGCCCCCUUCUCAGGACCCUUGAUCUUCGGUGGGCAGUAGGAAUUAAAGACCCUCAAAUUCGAGACUUGCUGACUCCCUCAGCUGAUAAGCCAGGUCAGGACAAUCGCAGCAAGCUCCGGAACAUGACUGACUUCCGGCUGGCAGGCCUUGACAUCACAGAUGCCACACUUCGCCUCAUCAUUCGCCACAUGCCCCUCCUGUCUCGACUUGACCUCAGUCACUGCAGCCACCUUACAGAUCAGUCCUCCAAUCUGCUCACUGCUGUUGGGUCUUCCACUCGUUACUCCCUCACAGAGCUCAAUAUGGCAGGUUGCAAUAAACUGACAGACCAGACCCUGAUUUACCUACGGCGCAUUGCCAAUGUCACCCUGAUUGACCUUCGAGGAUGCAAGCAGAUCACUCGAAAAGCCUGUGAGCACUUCAUCUCAGACUUGUCCAUCAACAGCCUCUACUGCCUGUCUGAUGAGAAGCUGAUACAGAAGAUUAGCUAAGACACGCCCAGCCUGAACUGAACAGGAAAUGGAUCUUCCCUAGCCUUCCCCACUGAGGAGAGCCUCUCCCUGACCCUGCACGGGCUCUGAGGCCAGCAUCACACACCCUCUCUGCUCUUCUGUCCCUGAGCUCUUCUCUCACAGGUGGGGUAGAGAGGGUGGACAACACCAGGCUUAUGUCCCUGCUCCUCUCCCUCCCAAGGAAAAGGGAGUAGCAGCUAAUGUGAGGGGAAGGAAAGCACAGGCUGUGCUGUUGCGGUGCCUGUUCACUUGCUCACCUGCCAGGAGACUGGGCUCUCCAUUUGGAGGAUUCAUGCAGCCUUCACCUGCACGCGGCCCUGGGCCCCUCUUCCCCACCUGUGGCCCCAGCAGUGCCUGGUUCAGACCAGACUCCAGGGAAGAAAGCAGUCCUGCCUCCAUGGCCAGGUUCUCCUUGUGGUGUCCAGUGCAUGUCUCUCCUCUGUCACUCUCUCCCGGCUUCUGCAGGAGGGGCCAGCAGCCCCAGGAAUGCCAGGCCCAGCAGAUCCCACUGGUGCUGUUGAUGUCUGAAACCUUGUGCCCACAUCUGUGCUCGCCCGCCUUUCCUCUCCGUGGACUUGAUGCUGUCCAGCAUUUGUGCUCAUUUAUGUAAUACAGUGUACCCCCAUCCUUCCAUCCAGCCCCUGACUUUCCCAAUAGUUUCUCUGAGGUCCUUGUUGCACUUAUUGGGGUUGAUGCCCUUCAGAGGAGCUGGAACUGUACCCCAGGGACACCCUCAUUUCACUGCUACCCAGGCAGAUUCUGAGACAGGCACCAUCUCAUUUUCCCUCUCUUGCCUCCCACUGACUGCCCUUUUCCAUGUGUCCGCCUUCCUGCCUGCAUAGGGCUUUCCCAGGAUGCGUGUCCUCAGAGGGAGCAGCCUUUCUCCCCCGCCAGGUGAGGGGAGCACAAGACUGGCGGAAUCCCCACCUGCCUCCAGGCCUCUGGUUUAGUAUGGCCCCCAAAAGCCCAGGCCUGUGCAUUGCCCCAGCAGCUCACUGACCUGGUGCCUCUUAAGGGUCAGGGGUUCCUUCUUCAAAGCCAGUCACCAGCCCUCUGCCCAAAGCCGUGGAAAGGGGGUGUGCAUGUGCCUCUGUGUGUGUGGCUGAGUAUGCUGUGUGUGUGUGUGUGUGUGUGUGUGUGUGUGUGUGUGUGUGUGUGUAGAGGAAGGGAGGGGAGUGUGUCUCCCACUCCACCACCCUAUGUCAAGCCCCAUCAGCUGCCCCUUUUACUUUGCAUUGAACGGUCUGUCCAAAGAUCCUCUCUCUAGGGCAGCAGAGAGCUUUUUGCACUUUAAAAAAAAAAAAAAAAAAAAAA
This is a messenger RNA of Octodon degus (degu), 5018 nucleotides long. RefSeq names its product lysine demethylase 2A (gene Kdm2a). NCBI's taxonomy places the organism in Eukaryota, Metazoa, Chordata, Mammalia, Rodentia, Octodontidae. Gene Ontology annotation, molecular function: protein binding; transcription coregulator activity; DNA binding. The transcript is spliced from 21 exons. Bases 195 to 3683 code for a protein of 1162 amino acids. The record is from RefSeq and is a predicted model, not a curated record. Gene Ontology annotation, biological process: protein demethylation; regulation of transcription by RNA polymerase II.